AUGCGAGUGUACACGCUCGACACCGUUGCCAUCGCUGCCAUCCUUGCGCUCGCCAACACUCCGGCAGUCGUGUCCGCAGCUGUCGUCAAUUCCCCAUCGGGUUCGCCUGGCGCUGCCCACGACUCCGCCGUCACGGAGAGGGGGUUGCGGUCUGCCAAACAUGAGAGCGGUGAAGAAAGGUUCGUGUGGCCGUACCGCUACGCGUUUUCGUGGGACGAACACCUGGCUGCAAACCGUGACCGGCUCAUCAGUCUGAUACACAGUUCACAAGAGCCUUGGGCGCUCACUCAGCUUAUAAAGAAAUUGAGAUUCGUGCGUACAGACGAAGCAGCACAUACUCGAUCCAUGGAUGAUGCUCUGAAGUUACUGAUGAAGGUGGGCGGGGACCCUGCUGCGGCGGAAUCGGCAAGUAUCGCGACACGUAAUGGGCAUUUCUCCGGGGCUAAGGAGACAAUGCUGGACCGCCUAUCGGCUCUAUGGGUGCAAAGGAAAGAAAAUCCGGAGAGCCUUUUUCGCGCUCUAAAGCUUGACGAGGACCGUGACUCAAUCAAUGUGAACCGACUGAUGGCACUCGACAACUUUAUUGGCAAACUGGAGGGCGAGGACGUGUCGCUAAUCCGAAUGCUGCUUUGGCACUACUACGAUGAUAGACUAUUGUCUCGACUGUUGGCCAGAAAUUCUUGGAAGGAGAUGGCGGCGAAAUGGUAG
Messenger RNA from Peronospora matthiolae, 708 nucleotides. The record is from the annotation of a GenBank genome assembly. Lineage: Eukaryota; Oomycota; Peronosporomycetes; Peronosporales; Peronosporaceae.